UCUUCCAUUCCAUCUCCUGUUUAAAAUCACAAUCAGAAUGCAGGGACGACCAACCCAACCCCCUAGAAAGUACGGAUAAAGAAACGUAGAAUUAAAAAAGGAUAAUAAAAAUAAAAAUAAAAAUAGUGCAACUUGCCAUUUAUUACAAAUUUUUAAACCGAAGAAAACGAUGAGAUGGGAAAAAACUCUCGACCUUUCGCUAUUGGGGGAGCUGCUGCCAUUGGUCAGAGUCGUGGCGGUGUUUUUUGUUCUCUUCCGUUAACACCUCUGAUUCCGCCGUUAUUGCCUUUCUUCCAUCUAUCAGUUAUCUUUUGUUUUUGCCCAAGUUAACUGAAUGGUGGCCGGUGAUUAUAUAACCGUCCUCAACACCAACAACAAUAUAUUUAGCAAAAUGGAAGACGAUUACAUAAGGCGACACCACAAACACGACGUUAAAGAUCACCAGUGUAGCUCUUCUCUAGUUAAACACAUCAAAGCCCCUGUUCAUCUCGUGUGGUCUUUGGUGAGGAGAUUCGAUCAACCUCAAAGGUAUAAACCGUUUGUGAGCAGGUGCAUUGCGCAAGGUGACCUUCAGAUUGGAAGUCUUAGAGAAGUUAACGUUAAAUCAGGACUUCCUGCUACUACUAGCACUGAACGAUUGGAGCUUUUAGAUGAUGAGGAACAUAUAUUUAGGAUGACUAUUGUUGGUGGUGAUCAUCGUCUCAAGAACUACUCAUCCAUCAUUACUGUCCAUCCAGAAGUCAUUGAUGGGAGACCUGGGACGAUGGCCAUUGAGUCAUUUGUGGUUGAUGUGCCAGAUGGGAACACCAAGGAUGAAACAUGUUACUUCGUUGAGGCGCUAAUCAAAUGCAAUCUAACAUCGCUGGCUAAUGUGUCUGAGCAUUUGGCUGUGCACGAUCGGACCGAGCCCAUCGACAGAAUCUAAAGCAUGUGGGAAUGGUCUUCAGUGCAGUAGCUCGGUUUAUAGAUGUGGACAAUGUUAGGUUCCUGUUUCAGAAACUGAUUGAGAGUUUGGCAUCCCAGAGGCAAAGUCAUCUUUUCUUUUCUUUAUACUUUAUGCUCAUUCUCUUUUCAGUAUUUGAAUAUCUUGUCUAUAGUAGGUGACAAUCAGGUUCAUCCACGGCCAUAUGUCUCUAAAUGAAACAAUUAAUUAGCUUUUCUUUUCCUUUUUGGUUUUUCUAAGCUUUAAUAAUGUGGUAUGUAUUGACCUCUGAUUGUAAAUAUGUAUGCUAUGAGGAAAUUUGGUUCAAUUGGUUA
Molecule: messenger RNA, 1257 nt
Organism: Ricinus communis (castor bean)
Lineage: Eukaryota; Viridiplantae; Streptophyta; Magnoliopsida; Malpighiales; Euphorbiaceae
Product: abscisic acid receptor PYL8
Exons: 3
Coding region: 335-925 (196 amino acids)
Biological process (GO): abscisic acid-activated signaling pathway
Cellular component (GO): nucleus; cytoplasm
Molecular function (GO): abscisic acid binding; signaling receptor activity; protein phosphatase inhibitor activity
Source: RefSeq, a predicted model, not a curated record